This is a messenger RNA of Neurospora hispaniola, 2065 nucleotides long. RefSeq lists its product as uncharacterized. The transcript has 2 exons. The record is from RefSeq and is a predicted model, not a curated record. Bases 41 to 2065 code for a protein of 674 amino acids. NCBI's taxonomy places the organism in Eukaryota, Fungi, Ascomycota, Sordariomycetes, Sordariales, Sordariaceae.
UGAUGAUGAUGUGGCAACAAAGGUUGGAGAGGGUGAUGAAAUGGACGACUUCAUGUUGGACCGGGGAGAGUUGGGCAUGAUAUACCGUGCUUUGGGCUGGAAGGGGCCUACUAAGGAUAGGAUUAUUGGAAAGGAUGGCGUGGUUGAAGAAGAUGAGAUUGCGAGACAGCUGGACGAGGUGCAGAGGAUUAGGAGAAGGACUAUGGAGUGGGCGGCGAACGGGGAUGAGAGGAGAAAGGAGCGGAAGUUGAGAGAGAUGAAGAAGAUGGAGGAGAAGAAGGAAGAAGUGGAGGCCAGGGAGGAGAGAAAGCUUCGGCGGGUGGAGAAGAGGCGGAAGAGAAGAAGAGAAGCGGAGAAGGAGUUGAGGAGAGCGAAUCGUCAAAUCGAGAAAGACAAAAAGGAAAUGAGGCAGAAAAGACGGGAUAUAACGAAGCGCAGGAAGAAAGCGAUGGAGGAAGCGGACCCGACAGAGUACGAGAUCGAGGAAGACAGUGACAACGAGAGUGCCGAGGAGGACAGUGACAACGAGAUCGCCGAAAAGGAUGCAAACAAGAAGAUCAACAAGAAGGAUGACAAGAAAAACGCCAAGGCACAGAGAAUUGAGAUGAUCCAGAAACUCGAGAAAGUCGAGGAAGAGAAAGCAAAACCUAGCCUGGAGGUAUCAUACAACCAAGUACCUGGGAGUGCAAAGGAUCAGCGCACAAGAAAGCCGGAAACCACCAGACCGCUGGUGGAGGGGUGCUCGCCACUGCCUUGUGCUUCGCCACAAUCCAGCAGCGGAGUAACUCGAGGUAGCGAACCCAAGAAAAAGCAAAGACGUGUCUCGUGGGCGUCCCCUGUCCUGACUCGGGUCAAGAUAAUCGAGGCCAGAGAAGUCCCGGAGCCAAAGGAAGGCCAAAGCAAAAGCGAGUACAGGCCUCCCUUUGUUUCGGAGGACGGCGGCCGUGAGAGGUCCGUAACCGAAACCCCUUCCCAAAGAAGACGCUCAAAUCCACCUUCGCUUACGGUUGAGCCCCCUUUGAGUCCUCGGAGUCCGGUUCUUUCCGAGAAAGAGCCGUGGAUUCCAUCUUCACUGACGGUCGAACCACCUUUAAGUCCUCGGAGCCCUUCCUUUAUUCAAAACAAACCCGCGAGUCCAUCCUCUCUCGUCGUUGAACCACCUUCAAGUCCUCGAAGCCUUUCCCCUCUCCAAGAAGGAUGCUCAAGUCAACCCUCACUUACUGUCGAGCCUCCGUCAAGUCCUCCGAAUCCACUCCCUCAUCGGAAAGACAAAGAGCCCUCGAGAUACUCCUCAGUAACUGUUGAGCCACCUUCGAGUCCUCGAAGCCCUCUUCUUCAGGUAUGGAAGUCCUUUUCGCCAUUCCUAGCCUCUCCGGCCCCAAAACAUAGCCUGGAUCAACAUGGAACGCAGACCCGCGCAGAAGAAGUCCUUUCGGCGUCGCUGAAACGACAUGGAGCAAUCAAAGUCAGGAACACACCAUCUGGCAGAAUCUGCAUACCAAAUGGAAGGAAGGACCAUCAAACGUUCAAUAGCCAGCAGAGGCCAUCGGCAGCACGCAAUCACAAGUCGCAGCCGACUUUCGGGGCCAAGACCAAUUCGCCCAGAUUAGCUCAGCCCAUACCUAUCCGACCACAAACCGUCGUAUCCUUCAAGGAGCGACUAGCCUUCUUUGAGAGCCAACUAGCCCCGCGAGGUUCCUCGUCAACAGCUUCCUUCCACACAGCAAGGACGCACCAGCCCAAGUCUGGAAGUGGCGGUAUCCCGUCAGAUACGUCAUCGACCCCGUCGUCGUCGUCGUCGUCGUCGUCGUUCUUUACUGCUAGAACCCAUCAGAGCGACAGCGACACGAGCCCAGAGGGAGGUGCUUCAACAGUCUCGUCUUCUUUGAGCAGCACAAAGGCGCAAUACUUGCGGAGUGCCUACUCGGAACGAUGGGACGAAUUCCUCGCGCACAGUUCGUUGGGUCUGCCGUCGAAGUACACGGGGCCGGGAAUCAGGUAUCGCUUUUGUGGAUGUUCGAGCUGUGUAUGGGCGAAGACGAGCGAGUGGAAGAGGGGUGAGUAG